This is a messenger RNA of Rhopilema esculentum, 3992 nucleotides long. Its product is annotated as ficolin-1-A. The record is from RefSeq and is a predicted model, not a curated record. NCBI's taxonomy places the organism in Eukaryota, Metazoa, Cnidaria, Scyphozoa, Rhizostomeae, Rhizostomatidae.
GUUGUUUUUUGUGAAAAAUGCAAGAAACAAUUUUAUUGAAUAUAACAAAUCGGGAUUUUGUUAGCAUAUCGACAGUACCAUUUUCUUAUAGCAUUCGCUACAGAAAGCAUGUAGCGCAAAUUUGCUUGGUAUUAAGUAUAUCUUGUCACAAACUAUGUCAAAGCGCUUCUGUUAAUUUAUGCAGUUUUAGGAGGUUACAACACUCAAAAUCAUAAUUUAUUUCAAAAGUGUGACGUCAUAAUAUUUAAUUUUUGAAUUUUUACUUUUUACAACAUAAUCUGAAACAAGUUUAAUCUAUUACAAAAAGGGCUGAGAUCUUUCUGGUAAAAAACUAAAAUGUAGGAAGAUAUGGUGCAAAAAAGAAUGAUAGGUUCGUGGAAAAUCGACCCGAGGCAAAACUCUCUGGAAUCGAGAUGCUGCAUAAUAUGCACAUAAAUUAUUCAUGUAUAAUUUGAAUUGUGAGCAACGUUUUGAAGGAAACUGCUCUAUCAAGGACAGCACUACAAGGACGAUUGCAUCUGCAUCUGAGAAAAAAUGAGGUUACAUAUUGUAGACAUAUUCUGGUUUCAGGCUUAUUUUCUGCUUGUCAAAAGUAACUUUGCCACCAUCGGCAAUUUCUUCCAGCAAACGAAGAAUGGAGAUGAAGUCAGUCUGAAAAUGGAAGAAGCUUUUAUAAAACCAGAAUUUUUUCACUGUGACCGGGCAAGUUCUUGUUCUCGUGUUCUAAAAAGUCAGGGUACAGGACAUUACCAAACAAAUACAGAAAUGACUCCCCUGGAAGAAGAUGAAAGUGUCAUUGCUGCAUGGAAGAAAGUCAAACAACCCACAGAUUGCAAGGACCUCUACGACAGCGGGAAAAGAGACAGUGGCAUCUACGAUAUAAUCAGACCGAACUCAAACAAUCAAGUUAUGAAUGUUUACUGUGACAUGAAAACAGACGGCGGAGGUUGGACUGUGAUACAACGCCGUAUUGAUGGCUCAACCGAUUUUCAACGUGGCUGGUCUGAUUAUAAACAUGGAUUUGGCAGUAUCGAAAAAAAUAUGUGGAUCGGGUUAGAAAAUAUGCACUCUCUUGCUAGUCCUAAUGUCAGUACCACCCUUCGAAUAGAUCUGAAGCACCGACUUAAAGGCGAUGAGCUUUUCUUCGCAACAUACCGUAGCUUCCAAAUUAGCGAUAAGAGUGAUCGAUACCGUAUCAGUGUUUCUGGAUAUUCUGGAACGGCUGGUGAUGCUUUUAACAUGCUUCCAUCUCAUAUGACAAAUAACAACAUGGUAUUCACUACCAAAGAUAGUGACAACGAUAACAAUCUUGUUAGUAACUGUGCCAACUCUUUCAAAGGUGGCUGGUGGUAUAACGGAUGUCAUAACUGCCAGCUUAAUGGGUUAUUUCCAAGUAAGGUUUCAUCAGAUCCUAGUUACAUGUCAUGGAGAACAAUUGAUAAUUACCAUGGCAACAUCUAUUUUUCUGAAAUGAAGAUCAGACGUAACUAGAAACUAUCGACAGAAGAUUGCCUAGAGACCCCGUUUAAACGAGACCUGGACCAGAUCGGAUCCACAAGUAUCCGGAAACUUUUGGAUCCGAUCCCUGAAGUGGCAAUGCGUUUACACGGGAUCCGAUCCAGAUCCAUUUGCGUUUACACGGGAACGGAUCCAGAUGAAUUCGACAGGUUACACGCAUGCGCUUUUCGAAUAUUGGCGCGCAUAUGACGUUUUCAGAACUUUGUGCGUGAUCAAAACACAGUUCAACCUGAACAUGAAGGGAGGUAACGCUAAAAGGGGCAAAUUUGUGUGGACUGAAGAAGAAACUGAGCAACUUUUAAAAGUAGUAUUGUACUACAAACUGCAAAGCUUGCAGGUGGACAGGAUUGGGAAAAUAUGAGAACAAAGUACGACGACAUAUCGUCAAAGUUUCGUAAUAAUUCUUCAACACAGUAGUCUGUCAACUUGAUGAUCGGUUUUCUGGCGCCAAAGAGCCACGGAUUACAUAUUAAAACUACCUUGAAUUGAAAAAUAUUCUGUCUCACUCUCGCCAGUUAACGUAGACGGAUCAGAUCUGGACCAGAUCCACCCAGACCCAGAUUACACAGGGUCCGGUCCAGAUCGGAUCCAUACGGGAUCACCUCUGAAAGCAAUCCCAAAAUUGUUCGGAUAGCGGAUCCAAAAGUAUCCGGAUCCACCAGUUCCCGUGUAAACGCAGGGCCUAUCCGUACUCUUUUGGAUCCGAUCUAGAUUGGAUCCACUCUCGUGUAAACGGGAUCAGAGAGAAGCUGGGCGUGCUAUUCUGCCACUGCACCGAAUACUUCACACGGGUCUCUAAUCAAUUGAAAAAAGCCAUUAAGUCAAGCCUCUAAAUACUGAUUUAGGGUUUUCAGAUACAUUGGAAUCAAAGUUCACUUAGGGCAUGUUGAAUAUUGACAGGAACUGGUGUUUUUUGAUGACAUCACAAAUGAAUAAUUGUCGUUGACUUUCUUUUUCUUGUACAUCUAGCUAAGUCCAAUAAAAUAUAACCGUGUGGAUAGAGGGUAACGCGACAUUUCGACUAAUGUAUAAAAUUUUUGAUGUAUUUAAAAUUUUCAUUGAUGACGUCAUCGGAUGACACAAUUUUUCAGGGAUAAAUCUAGCAGAACAGCUGUAAUCAAAAUAUCAUUAAUCGAAGCUUGAACUUGAAUCCAUUUAAAAUCAGUUGUUACGCUCUUUUGCUCAGUAUGAUAUUUAGCUUGGCUAGAUAUAGUAUUCGACCCUGUCUCUAUUCUCAUGUUUUGUAAUGAUAAGCAGACUUGUCCUAAUCUAAGGGUGACGCUCCUUAGUUUUAGGCUCGAUUCGUUUAAGAAAAAACUUUCCCAGCAUCGUUGUUGAUAGAAGAUGUCUUUUCCUCAGAAUACUCUACAUUGGCACCAAGUUAUCAGGAAAUUGUUCUACAUGCUAGGCGAAAUUUAUUCAUAUAAUAUUUUUCUAAGCAAUUUUCAAAACAGUUGUCAUUCUUUUAACCAUUAUUAUUUGUUCAAUCAUGAUUAUGGCUUUCAGGAAACCGAUGAUGUCGUUUUUGUGAAAUAAUUUUUGGUUUGCAAAGUAGAGCAAUUCGGUAGAUCUUUUAUAAAGAAAAUAAAACAAAGAUUUAGCAAUUGUUGUACUUUCUAAGUAAUGUAUGUUUUAGAUUCGUGUAUCUUCUCAGCUCGAUGCAUCGACUCUUUAUUAUAUGUCUGUAUCCUUCCGAUUAAAUAGUCAUUAUUUAAUUGGCUCAAUUCCUAUUCAUUUGUUGGGUCUUAUCUUUUCUUUUCUUUUCUUAAAUUUUAGUAUUGAAUGCAUGUUUAUUAACUGUUCCUGAUCUUUUACACAUCACUGGGGGCAUAUGGCCCGAAAGCUCUUUCAGAGCUCUUUCCAUAUGUUCUUCAGUAAUAUUCUGGUAAAUUGAUGUAUUGUUCUUCUCGUUUGUAUAAUUGUCUAAUGUAACUUUAAAACAUCAAAAUUUUAUUUUGAUUCUGUAUUUAGUUAAUUAUUGUUGAAAAUAUACAUGGAUUGAAAAAAUUGAAUCAUCAAUUUUGUUGCUUGUUGUGAAUAGAUAAAGAGAAUUGUCUCUCCACUGCGAUUAGAAAUGUUAAGACCCGUCGUUUGGCUACCAUAUCAAUUAUAACACUUUUCAACUUUCGCCACAUAGGCAUGUGGCCCAAUUGUAACAUGCUGCUGGGUAUUCAGUAUAUGAUUUCACUUAUAAUUCAAACACAAAUUAUAGUUCAUAUGCUAUAGUUCAAGCGGUGUCAGGAGGUUUAAACACCCAAGGCCCAACAUAUGUCGUCAUAACAAUCUGUUUUGAAAUUUUGACUUUUGACAAAAUAUAACAUCUCGAACAAAAUACCUCUGAAAGUCCAAAAUCAGUUAUAUCUAUCAUUAACAAAGACUGUGUUAAUUCAUUCUUGUUUGUUUUGGUCGUUUUCAUGGAUUUUAGAACCAUAACCAAAUUACAUACAGCAAUUUCGUACCAAGUAUUCAAGACG